CGUCGAGGCUCGCACCAACGGCCGAUGAUGCAUUAACGCUCGGCGGCCCGCGAAUGCAUCCACUCCCCACGAUGCGUGCGUACUACGCGAGCCAGGAAGCUGCACUGGGGAAUGGUUGGUGUUAUAAAUGUGUGCAACGGGCAGCAGCUCAACCACAGUUGCCUGCAGUGUUGUCGUGUUGCAUGCGUUACAAGUUCGAACCGUAGACGCGCACGCGUUUAGUGUCACGUUCGAUCACGGGAAGUGCGCUGAAGUGAUAAUGAGUUACUGCAUCAUAGGCGCCGGCAUGGCCGGGCUGGCUGCCGCAAGACGUGUGCUCGAGGCUGGUGGUGAGGUGAUGAUCUUCGAGCGGAUGGAUCAGAUCGGCGGUACCUGGAUCUACACCGAUGAGGUUGGCGUCGAUCGGUACGGACUGCCCGUCCACACGAGCAUGUACCGAGGGUUGCGGACGAAUCUGCCGAAAGAAGUGAUGGGAUAUCCGGACUUCCCCAUACCGGCGCAAAGCGCUUCGUACAUAGCUUCGGAAGACAUCUUAUCCUUCUUGCGGUUGUAUGCGGAUCGGUACGGGAUCAAGCGCCACAUCAAGUUCGGACAUCAUGUCGUACAAGUCCGGCCGACCGAUGGGGAUCGUUGGAUCGUGAAGGUAGAAAACCUCGCGAAACAACAAAAACAUCAGUACGUGUUUGACUUCCUGUUCAUUUGCAACGGCCAUUAUCACACGCCAAAUGUGCCGGAGGUGCCGGGAAGGGAAGCGUUCCGUGGGCAGCAACUCCACAGCCACGAUUAUCGCUGUGCCGAGCAUUACAAAGACAAAGCAGUGCUCGUGAUCGGGGCCGGUCCUUCCGGAAUGGACAUUGCGCUAGAGCUGGCGAAAACGGCAAGCCGAGUAACGAUCAGCCACCAUAUGGAUCGUUUGACCUUCCCAUUUCCUGCCAACCUGACGCAGCAACCGGACGUUUCCUUACUAACGGAAACCGGGGCCAAGUUCACGAACGGCGCGGAGGAAUCAUUCGAUGUAGUUCUGUACUGUACAGGAUUUCGGUACAAUUUCCCGUUUCUCGGUGCGGAUUGCGGAAUUCAGGUGCAGGAAAACUACGUUCAACCACUGUACAAACAUUGCCUCAACAUCAACCAUCCAACGAUGGCGUUUAUCGGGCUACCAUUUUACGUGUGUGCCGCCCAGAUGAUGGAUCUUCAGGUUCGGUUUUGUAUGCAAUAUUUCACCGGCAAGCAGCGGCUACCGGCGGCCAGCGAUAUGCGGCAGGAUAUGGAGCAAGAAAUGGAGGAUCGUUUGCGGCGCGGGUAUAAGAGACGGCAUGCACACAUGAUGGGCCCGGAACAGGGCCGGUACUACGAUGAUCUGGCCCGGACGGGCAACAUUGAAACGAUCGCACCGGUAAUGACCAAGCUGCACAACGAAAGCAGCCAGCGGUUCGUGGACGAUCUGAUCCACUUCCGGGAGGAUGUGUUUGCCAUCGUUGACGAUGAGCAGUUUGUGUACGUGAACGGACCCAGGGAGGCGAUUGAGCUUUAAUGAGACAAACAAGGCGGAAAACAAAUUCAUAGCAACAACAAAAAAACAGUGAUCACCACUUGGAAGACAAUACACGGAUCAAAGACUCCCGAUAUGUCAAAACAUAUUCCCGGAAGCUAGAACGGAACGGAAAUUAAAAACAAAAGAUAGCUACUGGGCCCGCUUCUUUACGUAAAAGCGUGUAGGAAUCGUGUUAAAAAUAAAACAAACAUUCCAAGGCGAAUUAACUGCUUGUAGAACAAGUGUGGAGUAGCAGAUCGCUGUAAACAUCCAGCAGUUGCUGAUAGAAUUAUGCUACAGUUUUUAGCAGCACGUCGGUAGAAAUCAAAUAAAUAAACUGCAAGGCUGCACUAUAGCUAACAACAA
Messenger RNA from Anopheles stephensi (Asian malaria mosquito), 1900 nucleotides. Its product is annotated as senecionine N-oxygenase-like. The coding region runs from base 128 to 1534 and encodes 468 amino acids. Gene Ontology annotation, molecular function: flavin adenine dinucleotide binding; N,N-dimethylaniline monooxygenase activity; NADP binding. The transcript has 2 exons. NCBI's taxonomy places the organism in Eukaryota, Metazoa, Arthropoda, Insecta, Diptera, Culicidae. The record is from RefSeq and is a predicted model, not a curated record.